AUGUCAUCACCAUCUCUCUUAUUAUGUCGUACUCAACGGCUACCGUUAUUUAUUAUUAUUCGUUCAAAUUCAACAACUGUCACAUCUAGUACACAAUCAACAACAAAAUGGAAACGAUUAGCUUAUCAAAUCGGAGGCGGUUUAUUAGCAGUGGGUACACUAGGUUAUUGUUGGGCUCGUUCACAAGCUCUGUUGGCCUCAUCUGACAAAGCGCAUCCUGCACAAGUACCGUGGACAUUUGACGGACCAUUCUCGUCGUUGGAUCAUGCAGCAAUUCGUCGUGGUUUUGAAGUUUAUAAACAAGUGUGUGCUGCAUGCCAUUCAAUGAAAUUUCUUCAAUAUCGACAUUUGGUCGGUGUCUGUCAUACUGAAGAUGAUGCCAAGAAGGAAGCAGCGGACAAUCUCAUCGAAGACGGUCCCAAUGAUGAAGGACUUAUGUUUACAAGACCCGGAAAAUUGACCGAUCACGUACCACCACCGUACAAAAACGAUAAGGCUGCAAAGGCAGCUAAUAACGGCGCACUACCACCAGAUUUAUCAUUGAUUUCAUUGGGUCGUCCUGAUGGCUCAAAUUAUAUCUUUAGCUUAUUGACCGGAUAUCAGGAUCCACCGGCUGGUCUUAAAGGAGAAGAGAACUUACAUUAUAAUCCUUAUUUCGGCGGAGGAUGGAUCGCCAUGGCUAAACAACUCUACGAUGAUCAAAUUGAAUAUACAGAUGGAACAAAAGCUACUGAAACACAAUUGGCAGCUGAUGUUGUCUCAUUUUUGAAAUGGUCAGCCGAAAGAGAACAUGAUGAUAGAAAAAAGAUGGCAGUUAAAGGUAUCUUAAUAUUUGCCCCUCUGUGUGUAUUAAUGUAUCAUUGGAAACGUGUAAAAUGGGCAGCAAUAAAAUCUAGAAAAAUUGCAUUUUAUAAACCGCCGUCCAAUUCGAUUCAAAUUUUUAUUAAAGCUCAUAACAGAACAACACCAAUGGUCGCACGUAGUUUAACUGACUAUUAUCUAAAUCCAUAUAAUGGACAUGAAAGUUUUUAA
Didymodactylos carnosus is the source of this 1032-nucleotide messenger RNA. Lineage: Eukaryota; Metazoa; Rotifera; Eurotatoria; Philodinida; Philodinidae. The record is from the annotation of a GenBank genome assembly.